Molecule: messenger RNA, 1165 nt
Organism: Acomys russatus (golden spiny mouse)
Lineage: Eukaryota; Metazoa; Chordata; Mammalia; Rodentia; Muridae
Gene: Rab5b
Product: RAB5B, member RAS oncogene family
Exons: 6
Coding region: 213-860 (215 amino acids)
Molecular function (GO): GTP binding; GTPase activity
Source: RefSeq, a predicted model, not a curated record
CUGGAGCCCCCGCCCCGGCGAGGAGGAGGGGCGAAGGGGGCAGGAGGCUUGGUUGAGCAGCAGCUGUUUGUCUGUUCCGCACAGGCUCGGGCCCGACGCGGGAGACGGAGCCCCAGGACUGCUGAGGCCUGGGAGUCCCUCCCCUUCCCCUUCCCCCUUUGCCGCUUUGUGGCAUCCCCCUCCCUCUACCCUCCUACUUUGAUACCCUGGCUAUGACUAGCAGAAGCACAGCCAGGCCCAAUGGGCAGCCCCAGGCCAGCAAGAUAUGCCAGUUCAAAUUGGUCCUGCUGGGAGAGUCUGCGGUGGGGAAGUCUAGCUUGGUGUUACGGUUUGUCAAAGGGCAGUUCCAUGAGUACCAGGAAAGUACCAUUGGAGCGGCCUUCCUCACCCAGUCUGUGUGUCUAGAUGACACAACAGUCAAGUUUGAAAUCUGGGACACAGCUGGCCAAGAGCGAUACCACAGCUUAGCCCCCAUGUACUACAGGGGUGCCCAGGCUGCAAUUGUGGUUUAUGACAUUACUAAUCAGGAAACAUUUGCCCGGGCAAAGACCUGGGUGAAGGAGCUGCAGCGACAAGCCAGCCCAAGCAUCGUUAUUGCCUUGGCCGGGAACAAAGCUGACCUUGCCAACAAGCGCAUGGUGGAAUAUGAAGAGGCCCAGGCGUAUGCAGAUGACAACAGCUUAUUGUUCAUGGAGACUUCAGCUAAGACCGCCAUGAACGUGAAUGACCUCUUCCUGGCGAUAGCAAAGAAGUUGCCAAAGAGCGAACCCCAGAACCUGGGGGGUGCAGCAGGCCGAGGUCGGGGCGUGGAUCUCCAUGAGCAGUCCCAGCAGAACAAGAGCCAGUGUUGUAGCAACUGAGGGGUGGCUAGCAGCAGACAUGUGUGGAGUUAGCACGAGAGCUAAGAAAAGACCUCCAUCCCCACCCUCAGCACACAGCCCCUAUGGUAACGGCACACUGAGCCCUGGCUGCCAAGGGCUGCCCCCUGACAGCUCGUCAUGGCCCUUUCUAAGGCUUCAGCAACCAACACCAGGCAGCUGUUGCCACUACUACACCCUGCUCUGGGGUUUGGGGUCAAAUCUCCCCAGGACCUUCCUUCCAAAACAAACUUCCUUCACUUUGUAUUCUAGGUGCAAGACAGUGACUCCUCAUCAUUACCGCCCCC